Capsella rubella is the source of this 1587-nucleotide messenger RNA. RefSeq lists its product as uncharacterized. Lineage: Eukaryota; Viridiplantae; Streptophyta; Magnoliopsida; Brassicales; Brassicaceae. The record is from RefSeq and is a predicted model, not a curated record. Gene Ontology annotation, molecular function: zinc ion binding. Bases 1 to 1587 code for a protein of 528 amino acids. The transcript is spliced from 2 exons.
AUGGAUGAUGGAAGGUGUGGAAAUGGUGGUGGAAAUGAGGCUGCAGAGAAGGAUUCAUAUAUGAAAAAGCCAAAUCCAAUAAAAGACAUCAGCGAUUUUUACGCGACGAAGUUGAUUUUGUCUACGGGAUGGCUAGAUGAACGUGAGUUGCAUGUUGGGAUGAUUUUUGGAGAUAAAGAUGAGCUGGUUAAAGCAGUGAAGCUGUACUCUGAUAGAAGGCAAAGGGAGUACCAAGCUGACGAGUUUUUAUCUACUUUUCGAUGCAAGAAAAAGUGCUCAUGUACGUUGCAAUGCAGUAGAGGCUGCAGGUGGGUUCUCAAGGUAGCUGAAACCAAGAGCAAAGGCUUCAUGAUAACAGAAUAUGAAGGUCCACAUACUUGUCAGCAAGCAGAUGUGGGGUCAGAUUUUUUGGCAGGCUACACAGUCUCGCAUUCUAUUAUGUGGGAUGCUAAAAAGAAAGCGGCUAUUGCAAUCUUGGGAGAUUUGGACAAGAGUUUUAGUUUAUUGCCCAAGUUAAUGGCUGCCCUUUGCUCCUCUAACAAGAUGCUCUUGGAAUGGCAAUAUGAUCCUCAUCCUGAUCCCAAAGACGCAUCCUUUCGUUCUGUGUUUUGGGCGUUUCAACAGUCAAUUAAAGGGUUUCCUCACUGCAGACCUCUCAUUAUCGUGGAUACAGUAGACUUGAGCGGUAGCUACCCUGGGAAGCUAUUGGUUGCGGCAGGACGUGAUGCUGAAUGUAGGAUCUUUCCACUUGCCUUUGCGAUUAUUACCAAAGAAAGUCUCUCAGCUGAUAUUUGGCGUUGGUUCUUUGCAUGCAUCAGAAAGAAAGUAACUCAAAGGGAUGGCCUUUGUCUGAUAACAAGUCUUGAUCCUGACAUAGUUGCAGUUGUUAAGGAGCCUGAGUGUCAGUGGGCGCAACACCGAUUUUGUCUUAAGCAUCUGUGCUUAAAAUUUUAUGAUGUGUUCGGUAGCAAUCUCAUGGCAGAGUAUGUUUCCAAGGCUGGAUCCACGAAAUCCGUAGCAGUUGUUGAAUCCUUCUUAUUGACAAUCGAACAUAUGAAUCCAGAUGCUCGGAAAUGGCUAGACGAAAUACCUCGGCAUCAAUGGACUCUGGUUUAUGAUGAUGGCGGGAUGAGAUACGGAGUCAGGACGACAAACUUAAUCUAUAGGACAUAUGGUUUCAUAAACAACGCAGAUGAUCUUCCAAUCACAACCUGCAUCUUGCUAAUCUUUGAUCACCUGGCAGAGUGUUUCAAAUCUGCACGUGGUGGACUUAUGGAAUCACUGAACAGAAAAGACUUAUUUCCAAAAUUUAUUAUGGGAUAUCUUGAAGUACUUGGAGUACAAUCCAGAGCGCAUGAUGUAUUGCCAUUAGACGGUACCGGGGAGAAGUUUCAGGUCACGCAUGUGAUUGGAGAUGAAAAACCAAGACUUGUUGUUGAUCGCAGCGCUCGGUUAUGCACUUGUGGGGCAUGGCAAUGUUACAAGUAUCCAUGUUCACACAUGUUAGCGGUUUGCAGGUGGCUGAAAAUUGAUCAUUCGCAGUAUGUUGAUGAAUUUUACAGUACAGAAAGUUCUCUUGCAGUGUAG